Messenger RNA from Paramecium pentaurelia, 5545 nucleotides. The record is from the annotation of a GenBank genome assembly. Lineage: Eukaryota; Ciliophora; Oligohymenophorea; Peniculida; Parameciidae.
AUGGAUUAGGAGUAUGACUUACAAUUACAAGUGACCCGUAGUAAAAUUAAUCAAAAAAGUUCAAUACCAAGAUUUGCUUUUUAGAAUAACCUACAAAAUUUUGAGGAAUCUUUAAAACAUUUAUCAUUAUAAUAAACUAGAAUUACAUAAUUGCCUGAUGGAUUGUAAAAACUAACAAAAUUGAUAUCUUUAAACCUCAAUGACAAUUAUAUUAAAUAAUUAGAUUACAAUAUAUUAGAUGGUUUAAAAAAUUUAGAAAUAUUGUUCAUCAGAAAUAAUCUAUUAUAAGAAUUCUAAUUUGGGAGAUUCUAGCAUUUGUAAUAAUUAGAUUUAUCUCAAAACCAUAUUAAAAAGAUUUGUUCUGAUAUAGGAAAUCUAUUACAACUUGAUCAAUUAUUCAUUUCACAUAAUAGCUUUAUUGAAAUCCCUAAGAGCAUUACUAAACUAAAAUGUAUAAAAAUAAUUAAAGUAGAUACUUUAAAUGUGUUCUAAUUAGAUUGGUUUAAGUAUGGGGAUCCAGGAGUUUAGGAGCUGUUUCAAUCUUAGGAACUAAUAUAUUAAUUGUUUCAUACAAUUGAGUUAUGUUGUACAGGUGAAACUAUUUCAGCAAAAUAAUUAUUAAGCUCUAUUGCAUUUAAACAAUUUGCUUUAAAAUAUUAGGACAAAGAUAUUUAAAUCCAAUAUAAAAUACAUUAGACAAUUUUAGAUGAAGAUAUUGGAAUGUUGAGAACAUUUUUGUCUGAAACUAAGAAAUUCUAAAUUGACGAAAUCAAUUAAGAAGAUUAUUCUCCUUUAGGAUUGUCAAUUUGGGAAGAGAAAUAUUUAGCAGCAAGAUACUUAUUAUAUGCAAAUGCUGACCCAAAUAAAGGAGCGUAUGUUUAUAAUUUAUUUAUAGAUCAUGGGCAAAGAGCUGUUUAAAUAUUGCAGUAUCAAAAUUGUAAUAUUAUCUAGUAUUGGAUUUAAUAAAAAGAAAUGUGGGAAUGCAUGAAUUGGAUUUAUAUGGUAAUAAUAGUAUUCAUUACUUAUUUUGUGUAUAUUAAAUGAAUGAAGUAGAGGCUUAGAAGAUUCUGCAAUUACUAUUAAAAAAUGGAGUAAAUGGUAAUCAUCUUAAUAACAAUGGUUACACUCCAAUUCACUUAGCUGUAUCUAAAGGAUACAUCUAAGUAAUUGAGUACAUUUAUAAACAGAAAGAAUAUAAAUUCAAUUUCAGAUAGAAAACCUAAAGGUAAAAACAUAAUUGUUUACAUUUGGCAGUAUUUACUAGGUAGAUUUAUAUAGUUAAAUUUUUCAUAUAUAAAUUUCCAGAGUUUAUAUUUUAGAAAGAUUAUCAUGAUCUUAUUCCAAUCGAUUAUUUAAAGAAUGAUCUAACUAUCUACAAAUAUUUGAAGGGCUUCUAGAAAGUGGAGAUCCAACAUAUUAUAACAAAAAAUGAGAUAUUUUAUAAAUCACAAUUAUCAGAAGAAUGUGAUGACAUUUUGUCCAUAAAAGUAUAGAGUUUGGCAUAAUUGGACAAUUUAGGAUUAGAAAAUAAGAUUUAGACUACAAGAAUUAAUGAAAUAACAAGAUAAAUUCCAUUAUCUCCCAAUAAUUUAAAACGAUUAGAAGAGAAAAAUACUUUGAUGAAUCCAAAAGACUCUUAAAGGAUCUAGUGUUAAUUAUAUAAGGGAAUUAAGAAGAUUGCCUAUGAAUUUGAUAGAUUAUAAUUUAACAAUAUUGAGAAUUUAUUAAAUCAAGAUCAAUUCCAAGAAUAGGUUGAUGAUCUGAUUUAAAUAAAGAAGAUAUUAUAUCAAUUAAAUUGUAUCAAAAAUAUUAUUGAUUCGAAUGAGAUUUAUAAUAAAUAAUGGCAUUUUUAAUUGAAGAGUUUGAAAUACCAAAUAAAUAAGUAAAUAUAUAGUGAGAGAAACUUAGAAGAUCAAAAGAAAGCUUCGAAUUAAUUAUUGUAAAUCUUCUUAGAAAUGAUUAAGAAAGUAGAACAUCUAUUCAAGAAUAAAGAGAAUAUUGGAAGUUAGUUGCAUGAUUUCAUUACAACAUAAUUUCUAUCUAUUCAUUGUGGAUUUGGAUUGGGUAAAUUGGUUGUGUUUUUGGAAUAAAUUCUUAAAGAAUCUAAUUCAGAUAUAAACCAUUUAGAGGUAAUCUUUAUUAAACUUCAAUUAAAAAGUCUAUCGGUAAAAUAUAAUAUUUUCAAUUAAAAAUAACUAAUGAAUAUAUUUACUAUUUGAUUUAUAUGUAUUUAGUGACAUUAGCAUAUUAUAUAUAUAAUUAACUAGACUAAGAUGUUGAUUUUUUUAACUCUCUCUCUCGUGCAUUCCUUUUAGUAAUAUGAAAUACUUAUAGGAUAUCCUCAAAUAAUAGAGUAUUAUUCAACAGCAGGGAUAAUAAUAGAACAGAAUCUCACAUCAACAUCAGAAAUGAGUUUAACUACUUUUCCUUGUUAAGUUGUACCAUAGCAACUAAUCAAUCAAAAUAUGUUAGAGUAAUCAUUACCUAUCAUACCUUAAUAUUUGCCAGAACAGUUUUCUUAAUAUUUUGAUGAUGGACACUUUUUAGGAUUGAUACCUCAUAUCCUUUCAUUUGUCAAUAUUGAAAAUGAUGUGGUCAUUUUAACUAAUUAAGCAGAACUAAUUUACAUUAGAUUCCUAAAUGAAACUUUUAUUGUUUCUGACAAAAUCAUCAUCAACAUUAAUUUGACUAUACUAUAACAUCCUGUUUUUAUGGAGACAAUUAAGAACCAAUUGGUUAUCAUUAUGUAUUCAGACACUGUUGGUAUUACAUUAGAUAUUAAAUCUGAAAAGAUAUUUUCGAAAUCUUUUCGAAUAUAUGAAUCAUUUAAUACAAAUAAAAUCUUGAGUGUAGCUGUUGUUAAUAAUAUGUUAUUUAUUGCUAUGGGUGUAGGAGGUUUAAAAAUAUUCUAAUUGAGUGGACAAAUUUUAGGUUCAAUUGAUUUCUAGUAUUCUAUCAAUAAUGCAACUGAUCUCAAAGUAUUUCAUUAAUUUGAUGUAUAUUAUAUUUACUUACUUGAUUAUGAUUUGGGAGUCACAUCAUUCAUAUACAAUCCCAAAUCUACCUUGAUUUAUAAGAAUGAAAGAUUAGCUACUAUUCCUUAUUCUGGUGAUAUUAUUGACAUUUAUAAUAAUAUAAUGAUGAUUGCCAGUUACUAAGAUUAAUAAACAAUUAUUUAAGAAAUCUAAUUGAAUUAUACAGAUUUUAGUUGGAAAUAAGUUAAUAAACAUAUAAUCAAUUCGAUUAUAGUUGAUAUCGAUAUAUUAGAUCAUGUUGCAAUUACCUUAGGAUAAAAUGGAAACACUGUUAUCUUUCAUUCCAUUCCAUCAUAGUAUCAAAUCAAAUAGCAACACUUUAUUAUGCCUUCUUUAUUAAAAUUGAAUUUUAUCAAAUCAAAAGGAUCACUGUAUCUUUUAGGUGUUAGUCUUCACAACUUUUAUUAUUCUAAAUUAGAAUUGAAGUAGAGUUACUUAUAUUGUUAUUUUGAAUUUGAAUAAUAAAUACAAUUAUCAUAUUCUCAUAUUUCAGAAUGCAAAAAAUAAUAAUCUGGGAUUUGUUCUUAUAAUCAAGAAUAUUUAAUAUAAUCAAUUAAACCCAUCAUUACUACAGAAUAAAAUUUUUUAAUUUAUUUAAUUUUAUUCUUUGUUGCUUUAGCCUUUAUUACAAUAAUCAUAGUUCUUAUAAGAGAGUUCAAUAAAUAUCAUGAAUUUGUACAUAAUUUAGAUCCAAUUUGUCCAAAAUCAAACGAAAUAACUAUGCAAACUUUUGAAAGUCCAACUAAAAUUAUCAAAUUCAAUUAGACUGGAGCACAUACCUCGUAGUUCUCUAUAAUCAGUAAUAUGACUAGAUUGUAGUAAGUGUGAUGAGCGUAUUAUUUAUAUUAUUAUAAAUAAAUAAUGCUGAUUUUUUUAUUACUAAUAUUUGUGCAAAGUUAGGAAUAUAAUAUCUCAGUUGAUUCUGAAAAAGUAAUUGACAAGUUUGAUUCAUAUGGUGAAAUUUUUUAUUAGGAAAUCGAAUAUGAAGAUAAUACAUUCAAACCUUGUCAUUUCACUAAACAAAAGUUAGUUCAAAGUACAGGAUUAAAUAUAGAUAUUGUUGAAUCUUUUAAUGAAACAUUCUUCGAAUAGAAUUAUGAAGAAGGACAUUUAAAUGGUAAAAUUGAUGAAGUGAUAGCAGCUGUCACUAUACAAAAUGGAUCAAUUGUUUUAACAAAAUUAGGUAAAUUGUAACAUUUACUGAUUACUAAUACAAUAAGUCUAGGUAGUUCAAUGAUGAUAAAAAUUAAUAGUGCAAAAAAGGUAUAUUUAAAAUACCUUAGUAAAAACAGAGUUUUAGUAAUAAUUGCAGAUUAAGAAACUUUAGCAUUUUAACUUUCAAAUAAAACAGAUGUUUUUGAAGAUUCAUAAAAAUUAAAGAUAUAUGAUUAAUUCAAUGUUGAUUAAAUAUCAAGUAUAACAACAGUAAAUGAUAUGAUAUUUAUUGCAAUGGGUAAAUUAGGGAUAUCCAUGUAUUAAUUUAAAGAGAAGAAUUUGUAAUCAAUAUCUUGGGUAGUUAAUGGUGAAACAAAUAAUCAAUUUCAUGAAGUAGUUGACAUUAAAGUAUUCUCACAUAAUCAAGAUCAAAUCUAUACUAUUUAUAUUUUAGAUAAGAAAUUAGGUGUAUAACAAUUUGUUUAUAAUUCUGUCACAACCUUAAUUUCAAUGAAUAGUAAAUUAGGAACAAUUCCAUUGAUUGGUGAUAUCUUUGAUAUUAGAUAAUCUAUUUUAAUCAUUAUUGAACAUUAACCAUCAUUUUCAUUUGUACAUGAAAUAACUUUAGAUUUAUCAAACAAUACAUACAAAUAACUUAAUAAAUAUAAAACUUUUAAAGAUGUAUAAGAUGUAGAUAUUUUAAAUCAUUAUGUUGUUAUAUUAGGUAAGAAUGGUCAUUAAGUAUUAAGACAUUCCUUACCAUAAAGUUUUAAUAAUUAAUCAUCCAAUUCUAUAAUUAUACCUAAUCUAUAAUAAUUAGAUUAUAUAGAUUAUAAAAGUAGGACUGUUAUUUUUGGAUAUACAAAACAUAGAUUUUUUUAUUCUUCUAUUAGAGAAGUAAAUAUUUAUAUAUAUACUAGUCUCCAAGUUUAAUUUUUUGUUUUUCAAACUAAACUGAAAUUCAUUAAACAAAAUUUGUAUACAAACAAAAAUCAACUAAAUGUCCAGAUGAACUUAAUGUUACAAAAGAAGAAUUUUGUUAAAUUCAAAAAAUGUAUACAAUUAAUUUUAUUCCUCCAAAAAGAGGUGCAGGUUAUUCAUAAUUAAUAUUAAUUUAUGGUAUUUCAUUUGUAUUAGGUCUUGGAUUUAUGAUGUUAAGUUUACUUUUGUGUAGAGAGUUUAGAAAAUAUGAACAUUUUGUUAAAUAUAAUGAAAUGGUUGAUAAUGAUUCAAUUGGAAUAGAAGGAUAAAAUUCAAACUCAUCUUAAGAUUCAUCUAAUUAAAGGAAAUUUGAGAAAAUUGAAAAUAAAGUAUCUUCAAUGACUCCAGUUGUUUAUGAAGAGAAAGAUGAAUGA